Molecule: messenger RNA, 1137 nt
Organism: Emericellopsis atlantica
Lineage: Eukaryota; Fungi; Ascomycota; Sordariomycetes; Hypocreales; Bionectriaceae
Product: putative acetylserotonin methytransferase-like protein
Exons: 1
Coding region: 131-937 (268 amino acids)
Molecular function (GO): nucleoside triphosphate diphosphatase activity
Source: RefSeq, a predicted model, not a curated record
CUGCCCCUCUCGGGGUUGCGUUGGAGCUCAGUAGUAAUUAUUCAUAGAACGUACAUAGCUCCAGUCCCCAAAUGAUGCCUUCGGCUCACAUUGCAGCAUCCUUUGAACUACCCUGACUGCCUGCAACAUCAUGGCCGACAACGAGAAGGCUGGCGCAGGCGCCGGCAAGUCUGAUGUUCCCAUCCGCCAGAGCGCACCGGCUCGUCGCGCUCCUCUGCCCCUCGACGUCCCCAUCAUCAAGCACCUGAACAGCAAACGAACGAUUCUCGCGUCCGCCUCGCCUCGUCGCAAAGCUCUGCUCGCGCAAAUGGGCCUGACCAACCUCGAGAUUAUCCCCUCAACCAAGCCAGAGGACCUCGACAAGUCCGCCUACGGUCCGCAUGAAUACGUCGCGGCCACAGGCCGUCAGAAGGCGCUGGACGUCUACGAGACGGUGCUACAGACGCAUCUAGAGAGCAUACCAGAUCCAGACAUUGUAAUUGCAGCAGACACAAUCAUCGUCACACGAGAUGGGCGCGUAUUAGAGAAGCCAAAGAACGAAGCCGACCACAUCCGAAUGAUCAAGCUCAUGAGGGAUACCAGGAUACACAAGGUCCUUACAUCGGUGACAGUGAUUGCACCUCGCGAGGACGCGGCCUACCCGGGCUACGCGAUUGCUACGCACACGGAAGAGACAAAGGUCUUCUUCUGCCAAGAAGACGACGGGCUGCCAGAUGAUGUCAUUGAAGCCUACGUCAAAACGCGUGAGGGCGCUGACAAGGCCGGUGGGUACGCGAUCCAGGGAAUCGGAGGCAUGCUGCUCGUUGAGAGAAUUGAAGGCAGCGUGGACAACGUGGUCGGCCUUCCCGUGAGGAAAUGCCUUGCGUUGGCAGAGAAGGUGAUCUUCCAGCAAGAUGUAGAGGAAGUGGCAGAAGAAGACGAACCAGCGGACUAUUGAUCUAGACGGAUCGAAUGAGCUGAGAGUAAAUGGGAUAGAAUACUAGUGAGAAGGCAAUGUUGCACGGAGAUAUUCACAGGCGUUUUGGUCCUGUCACAUGUCAGUCCCGGCCACCGAACGCCAGGCGCCCUACGUACGUGUAUUAGCUACAAUAAAACCCGUAAAUACAUAGCUUGAUCAAUUUCAAAUAUCAUGUUAGC